This is a messenger RNA of Fonsecaea nubica, 1479 nucleotides long. RefSeq lists its product as hypothetical. The record is from RefSeq and is a predicted model, not a curated record. The coding region runs from base 1 to 1479 and encodes 492 amino acids. The transcript has a single exon. NCBI's taxonomy places the organism in Eukaryota, Fungi, Ascomycota, Eurotiomycetes, Chaetothyriales, Herpotrichiellaceae.
AUGGCACAAGCGCGCCAGGUCAUCUUCCGCGUCUUCUACAGCACCUCGUUCACCGCCGUCUUCCUAAUUCUCAUUGUUGUCGUUGCUGUCACCCCCGCCGAUACGCUGUAUGAGUCCUAUAAGCGCCGGCGUCUAAUCGACAUCUUCCUCAUCGCCGGCGACUAUGUUGUUACCGCUCUAUUGGCCAUCCUGAUCUAUGCUUCGCGGCUGUACACAAAUCGUUCGGUGCUUAAGGACAUUCCGAAAACAUAUAUGCCCAUUGAAAAGGAGGACUUACCGGGACGACGAGUGCAUAAGCUGAUUCAGGAAUGUCUGGAGAAGAGUGCGGUGAUUGCAUAUCAAGCCCGACCGAGGAGUCGGAGGAUUGAACAUGACACCAUUAAUAUCGGGACGAGGAUGCUCGCUUUAACAAAUACGCAGCCCGAUACAGACCACGAUGCUGAGCCGAGUUGGGGGAAAGUGGCGCACCCUGGCUGGUCAUCACCAGCUUCCCAGGAGUUGCCAGGACUCGAAUAUUGCACCGUCGUGGAUGAGUUGAUUGACCUGAUCGAAGCCAAAGCCGUCAGUCUUGCUCCCAUCGACCCGCACGCCCAGCCUGAUCCAGAUGGCACGCCAAUGCCUGAUCCGCGAGUCAUUGAUCAGCUCGCCCGGAGUGGAAACAUGGGUAUGAGAGCUUACCUCCAGUAUCUUAUCAAUAUUGGCGUCGUACUGGAUAACUCUCUGACGGUGGCGUUUCUCGCGGCAUACGAACGCGCCCGGUUUUCCUCCGAACCGUUAAGCGAUGAAGAUUUCCAAAGUUUGAUGCGCAUGUUUGCCGAGUUACUCCGCAAUAUGAACCCGGUUGAUGUUGAGCUGCUCGAUCUCGAGGAUGGCUCUGACCAGUCUUCUCAAUUUGAAACUUCCAGCUUAAUCCAUCGAGAGGCAUUCUAUCGUUCUCGUCAACAAGCAGAAACCUCAUCCAUUCCGUCCACCUACUCAGCCUCCGGCUCCGUACGCCACCACAAACUUCCGCCACGCCGUAUCUCGGAAGAUUCAGCCCCUUCCCUUACUUCCACUGAACAAGACCACCACCAUCUCGAGGACCACACAUUGCCAGAAUCGGGUACCGGAGCGGACAACCAACAUGUUGAGAGCCAUCAGGACACGGAUAAUUCGCAAUCUUUUAGCGCCGAACCUGGCCGAACUUCACGUUCUCGGUCAAGACAGAGACCAGGUCCUUCAACGACAGGGUCGAGCUCAAGGAUGUUUUCCGCGGUGUCACGAAUGAGCUUGCAUUCUGAUAUCUCAAAAGCUGACUCUGGACAAUCGAACACUGGGUCUGUUGUACGUCACGAUCUGACGAGGCAGUCUUCCAGGACUUCGAGGAGAAGCAAUAGAAGCGGGAACGGGUUUUCCGUUAUCCGCCUUGCCGGGCAAGGGGAAGACAACGAUGCUCCGAAUGGACUACCGUAUCGAAUCGAGCUCCCCACAGAGCGGUAG